GUUCAAGAUUGAAAGACUUGCCGUUGUGAGAAUAACAUCAUACUGGGUUUGUUUGAGUCUCAUUUAAUGUGAAGUUCUCUCUUCUGUCGAAGGAACACGUUUACAUGGUAGUUUUAUAAAGGCCGCCAGGUGCGUCUCUGAAAAAAGAGAACAUGGGUCGCUUUCUGAACGUCCUGCGGAGCUGGCUGUUGAUGGUCUCGGUCAUCGCGAUGGGAAACACCGUGCAAAGCUUCCGAGAUCACAGUUUUUUAUCAGAGAAGCUCUACACAGGCACGCCAGAGUUUGUUAAUGGUCUCCAAGCUCGAACAUUUGGAAUUUGGACGUUACUGUCAUCGAUCAUCCGCUGUUCCUGUGCCAUUGAUAUCCAGAACAAAACGCUCUAUCACAUCACCUUAUGGACAUUUGUGCUGGCGUUAGGCCACUUCCUGUCCGAAGCCUUCAUCUACAAAACUGCUCCUCUGACCAUCGGGGUCAUGGCUCCUCUCAUUGUGGCAAGUUUCUCCAUCAUAGGAAUGCUGAUUGGGUAUCAGUGCAUCCCAGAGUCACAAGAGCAAGUCGGAGCUCGACAGAAGAAGCGUAACUGAGUCCCGAGUUUUCCAUCGCACCUCAAAGUGACCAGCUCCGAGAGUGCUGCUGCUUGCCUUGAAGAACAUGAGAUCUGUUUGAACAUUCAUUUCUCACUGUAACCCUCUCUAUAGACUACAUAAAAUGGUGUUUUUGAAUUGACAUUUUACACUUCAGUGCAAUCAAACGGUCGGACGGAAGGUCAUGUUAGUGAUGAAUCUGUGCUGGUUAAUAACUACUUAAUUCACGAACGAUCUAUACAUGGAGGUUUCAUUUAGUUAGUAUCUUUACUGUCAGGCUAAAUGACAAUCCUCUGUAUGUGUAUACGCUCAUAAAUGAUUCCACUUCCUAUAUAUUUUAUUCAUUAUCCACCGAAGAGCACAGAUGACUCUACAGUCUAAAACUAUGCUCUUUAUUACAAUGUCUCAUAAACACAAAUAUAAAGAGUUAUUCUGUAUGUUUGUUUCGUGCUGUGAAAUGUUUGUACGCUCAAUUAUUGUCCUAUAAAACGUUUAAAAGUG
Messenger RNA from Notothenia coriiceps (black rockcod), 1085 nucleotides. RefSeq names its product ergosterol biosynthesis 28 homolog (gene erg28). Gene Ontology annotation, molecular function: protein-macromolecule adaptor activity. Gene Ontology annotation, cellular component: endoplasmic reticulum; membrane. The transcript is spliced from 5 exons. Lineage: Eukaryota; Metazoa; Chordata; Actinopteri; Perciformes; Nototheniidae. The record is from RefSeq and is a predicted model, not a curated record. The coding region runs from base 153 to 584 and encodes 143 amino acids.